CCGACGUGCAGCUGCUCCUAUGAGGAAGUUUUACAGCCACGCAUCAGCUCCAGGCUCCAGACACAGACAUAAACACAGCGUUUACAUCCAACUGUAACUUUACACAGCUGAAGGACGCGUUUGUUCAGCCAACGACCUGCCUGCGGAGUUUAAACCUUUGGUGUCCGAGAUGAGGGCGCUGACGUUGCAGCAGACCAACGUGGCCCAAGGAGAUCAGCAGAAGGCCACAUGUGGGAGAAGUUUGUCCUCAAACUAUGCAGCUCCGAGUCUGGAGAAUAAGUUCUUAGCUCGGACCUCCAUGCUGAUGCCUCCGCCCUGCGCUCCGCUCUUAAACUUUGCGACACAACCUUCCUCUUGCCCCUCUCUGCAGCCUUCCAGCCUGACCUCCACCUCAUCCUCGCUCCUCUCCACCUCUUCCCUCUCGCCUUCCCUCACCUCUCCCUUCCUCAGCACCAAGAACAAGCUCCUUGAAAGCUCAUCGCUCUCUUUUUCCCCGACCUCUGUCCGCAACAAGUCUCUGCUCUCCACAUCUCUGACCAGCAGUGCUCUGCUCAACCGCUUUGCUCAUACGCCUUCAUUCCUACGUGAUAUUUUGGCUGAGGAACAGAAAAAGGAUGAUGGAGGAGACGAAGGCAGAGAGGAAACAUCUGAAGCGAUGCAGUCCUAUGUUGAAGAAUCAAGCGUGACGCAUUCUGAGGAAGAUGACGUACUGGCCGAAGAGGAGACGGAGGGUAUGGAGGAGGAGGAUGCUGGGACAAGCUUGGAAAUACCUGCCCUGGAAGCAGCGUUUGGCAACAAGGAACAAGAAGAAGCUUUGGUCAUCAGACGGGAGGAAUUUGCAGAGCUUGUCAGAGAAGACGACGAUAAGAUUGUAGAGGAGCUGAAGGACAAAAAGUAUCUCCUGCUGAACCAAGUGUGCUGCUCUCUGGUCAAUAAGAAUGCAGCUCCAGGCCAGAAGGACUGGGACUCCGAGGACAGUGUUUGGACCAGGAUCACAAACCUGGCGAAUUACAUUUCUGUAUACGACCCUCAGUUUCUUCUUAAGGUGGCAGUUUACACUCGACAGCAGCUGAACAUCCGCAUCACAGCAAACUUCUUACUGGCGCUGGCCGCCAACCAACCCUCCACUAAGCCACAUGUCCGCAGAUACUUCUGCGCUGCCGUGCAGCUGCCCUCCGAUUGGCUGGAGGUGGUCAGAAUCUACAGCACAUGCUUCAGCCGCUCCCUGCCGAUGUGCCUGAAGAAGGCGAUGGCUGACAAGUUCAAGCAGUUCAGCGAGUAUCAGCUGGCCAAGUACAACACCCGUAAACACAGAUGUAAACACAACCGCAACAGACGCAAAAACAAGAAAAUAAAAAGCCCGCAGCUGAAACAGUGGGCGAACCUGCUCAGAGCAGAUGAAACCAUUCUGACCAAGUUUUUGCAGUUAGAAGACAAAAAAGCGGUGGUGGUGGAUAAAAAGCAGAGUGAGUUCAGUAUCAAGAAAAUGAUCAAGAGGCUUCACAUUAAAGAACCAGCUGAACAUGUGAUGGCCAUCCUGGGGAAAAAGUAUCCCGCUGACCUGAAGACGUUCACCCGCAGUGGAAUGAGAGGCGCUUGGGAAAGGGAGAGAGCCGGCCAGCGAAUGAAGCUCAAAGAGCCAGAGACGUGGGAGCGGCUGCUGAGUCUGGAGGGCAACAAGGCGGCCACCUGGGAGAAGCUCAUAGACAAUAAGUCUCUUCCAUUCAUGGCCAUGUUGAGGAAUCUGAGGAACAUGAUCACUAAAGGCAUCAGCGAGGCUCAUCACAAGAAGAUCCUCAGCAGGCUGACCAAUAAGAAAGCAGUUAUUCAGAGCCGUCAGUUUCCCUUCAGAUUCCUCGCUGCCUACAAAGUCAUCAUGGAGCUUCACGCUUUGGCCUCAGAAUCACAGCAAGCGAUGCCUCCCGUCAAAGAGAUCCUGAAGGGAAUCCUGAAGAAGAUUCCCAAGAGCAAGCGCUUCAAAAGGUUGGAGUGGGACACGACUCCGAGGAGCAGGCUCAGGGUGACACUCGGAGUGCCGUUUGUCUAUCGGCUGUACCGAAUAAAGAAGGCCCAGCUCCUGAAGGUCAAUCAGAAGCAGUACACCGUGGCUCUGUUGGACCGCUACCGCAAAGCUCUGGAGACGGCGGUUCAGAUCUCCUGCCGUUACAACGUACCUCCGCUCCCUGGACGGACCGUUGUCCUGCUUACCGCCACCAUGGAUUCUGAGCUGUUCAAGGGUCAGGACUUCUGCCUCCCACGACCAGACCCCGAGCAGAAGAACGAUGACGAGGAAGAAGACGAAGUUACCAGGAGAAGGAAGAAAAAGGAGGAGGAUGAGGACAAGCUCACUCCUUCUCUGUUGGAGGUGGCAGCUUUGCUCGCUCUGAUGAUCAACAGCAGUGCAGAGGACUCUCAGCUCCUCUUAAAUUACUGGAAUUGCGCCGAUGAAUUCAAACUGAAGUCUGACGUUCAUUUGGAAAACGUCAGGAGUGUGAUGAAGGAAAUAAAGGAACAUGACAAACGGCCAUGUGAAGAAAUUAACUUCCUCCCCAAAGUGCUCACCAAGAACAACAAGCUGGACAACAUCAUUGUGUUGGCUGACAACUGGAUAAAUCCAGACACCACCUGGGCCAUCAACAACUACAGGAGGGAGAUAAACAGCAAGGCCCUCGUGGUGGAAAUCUACUUGGGAGGACGCCAAUACUACAUCGCUGAAAGGAACUAUGUUCGUCUGGAAGGUUUCAGUGAACAAAUACUGAGGUUUGUGGCAGAACGAGGAUCGUCCCGGCUGAUGGACCACGUGGAGCAUUUAGACAAACUGUACAAGAUCCCACCGUUAGAGGGCUCUAAAGACCCUCAGACCAAAGACAAUGUCGUCACAAUAGCAGCCAGCCCCAAGUUACGGUGGCGAGGUGUACGCGUCUUCAUCUCCUCCACCUUCAGAGACAUGCACGCUGAGCGUGACAUCCUGGUGCGGAGCGUCUUCCCGGAGCUCCGGCGUCGUGCCGCAUCACACUGCCUCUACCUGCAGGAGGUGGAGCUGCGUUGGGGCGUGACAGAGGAGGAGUCGGGGCGGGCCACCGAGCUGUGCCUGUCGGAGGUGUGUCGCAGCCAGAUGAUGGUAGGAAUCCUCGGGGAGAGGUACGGCCUGGUGCCUCCCAAACCUGUCCUCCCUGACCUGCCGCAGUACAGCUGGCUGGCGUCGGCUCCAGCAGGCCUGUCCAUCACAGAGAUGGAGAUCCGUCAGUUUCAGGCUCUUUUCCCGGACGCGGCACAUCAGCGAAUGUUCUGCUACUUCAGAGAUCCAAACAUCACCAAAUCAGUGCCGGUGGCUUGGAGGUCUGACUUUGUUCCUGAAUCAAAGGAGGCUGAGUCUAAAAUGGGCGCCCUGAAGAGAAAUAUCCGAACCAGUGAAGUCAAGGUCACUGAAAAUUACCCGUGUGCGUGGGGAGGAGUCGUGGAGGGGAAACCGUACCUGAAAAACCUGGAGGACUUCGGCAAAGCUGUGCUGGACGACCUGUGGACGGCUGUGGUGAAGCAGUUUGUAGAAGAGGAAGACGAGGCCGAGGCAGAGUCCGAUGUGACCGAGCAGGAGGUGCUCCAGGAGGCGCUGCAGAGUCAGUUCUUCGGCAGGGAGAAGCUGCUGAUCGGGGCCGUCGAGAUGGUGGAGCAGGUCCAGACCAAAGGAGGGAUGAUGGUGGUGGAGGGAGGACCUGGAGAGGGCAAAACUGUCUUCAUGGCUUCUCUAGCAGACGUGGUCAGGACUGACGUCUGUAACGUCAUCUCCUACUCGACAGCUGCCAGCCAGUCGGCACGCUCCGUGGAUAACCUGCUCCGAUGCCUCGUUCAGUGGCUGAGGAAGAUGAAGGACACUGAGGAGCAAUCGCCUCUUCCACAUUCCUACAAAGAUUUGCUGUCAGAAUUUCGCUCCACUUUGAGCGGCUGGAAGUCGGAAAGUCCUCUGGUGCUGCUGGUUGAUGGGGUGGAUCAUGUGCGAGACGGCAGAGGUCAGCUGAGCUCUGACUGGAUACCACAGCAGCUUCCACAGGGUGUUUGUCUGGUAGUGAGCAUCACGUCCAAAGCAGCGCUGUCACAAAUCCUGGUCAAGAAAAAAGGCACUGCCCUGUUCGCCCUGCCACAGCUUACCAUGUCAGACCGGAAGGCGAUAGUUCAGAAGGGACUGGACACCUUUGGGAAGAAACUCAGCGACUCUGCGUUCAACAACCAGCUCCAGACACUGAUCAUGAAGAAGGGAGCAGUGAGUCCUCUCUACCUGCACCUGGCCUGCGAAGACCUGAGGAACUUUGCCUCCUUUGAUAAGUUGAAGGAGAACCUCCAGGCCUUGCCUCAGUCUCUGAGCCAGUUGGUCCAUUACAGCCUGGACAGACUCUGCUUGCAGCACAGGGGCAUGCUGGGACUCCGCUGGGCGCUGGCGGCACUCACUGUCAGUGCUACAGGCCUGAGGGAGAGAGAUUUGUACUCUGUACUGAACACGUGCAGUGACCUGUCCUCACGGGACGGACAGGUUACAUGGCAGGAAGCACUCAAACUGUCCAGGAAGCCCAGAGGACGCGUUCCCAUGGCGACUUUCACUCGAAUAGUGCAGAGUUUACAAAGCCUGAUUGGUCCGUCUCAUUGCCGCGACACUGACGACCUGCUGGCUUUCACCAAUCCGGAGGUGAGGAAGGGCUUCGAAGACUUUCUCCUCCCAACAGAGAGCGACAGGAGCAGAGCUCACCUCGCACUGGCAGCUCAUCUGUGGGCACUCGCCGAUCAGCAGGGCACUGACACCUUCCUUCACUGUGAGGCCAACUCUGUCAUGCACCUUCCCUCCAGCCUGAUUCAAAGUGGCCAGCUGGAGGCUCUUCACUCCCUGCUCUGCAGCUACCACUUCCUCUACGCUAAUGUGCGCCAUGGCCUCCUGCACCACCUCCUGGAGAUCUACAACUCGUACGAUGACAAGUGUAACUCUGCGUCGUCAUUUGCCGUCCAGGGUUGUCUAGAAGACUGCCGGAGCUUCCUGCAGCGUCACGCCCUCGUACUCUCCUCCUGGCCGGCUCUCUGCAUCCAGCAAGCCCUCAAUGAGCCUCCUGAGACCUCUGCUCACACCUGGGCACAAAGCCUGAAGGGAAAAGGCGGGGUCCGUGUAGUUGAGUGGCUAAAUAACGACUGUCACCUUCCCGAGAGCAGCGAGCUGGUGUCGACCUUCUCGUCCGAGCCGACCUGUUUGGUUGUGAACCCAGAUAAAGAGCUGAUGGUGGUCGGCACUGGACAGGGAAUGCUGCAUCUCAUCAACACGCAGACCGGACAGGAGGUGAAGUCGGUGGUGAGCAGCUGCGACGGCAUCACGACAUGCGUCUUUCUGAAGGACGGACGUCUCGCUACGACCUCCUUCGAUGGACGAAUAGAAAUCUGGGACAUCGAGAAUGCCUGCAGGACUGCUCUCAUCGAUGCCCACAAUAAUGUGAUAACAGCGAGCGACAUCACUGCGGACAGGAAGCACCUCGUGACUGUGUCUCUGGACUUCAUGCUGAAAGUGUGGUCCUCUACUAAAGGUCACGAGGAAGCGUCCAUGCUCAGCUCCAGCCCGUUGAACUGUGUGACCUUUGACCCCGAGGAUCAUCUGCUGGCGGCCGGUUGCUGGAGCGGGGAUGUGAUCAUUUGGAACUGGCUGCAGAAUAAAACUCAGACGACUCUGACCGGUCACCGUCGCUCUGUGCGCAGCGUCUCCUUCUCUUCCUCCUCCUCCUCCAUGCUCUGCUCGGGCUCAGUGUCCGGAGAGGUCCGGGUGUGGUCGGUGCCCACCUCCACCUGCGUGGGAUGUUUCCAGGCUCACUCCGGAGCCACGGACGUCUUGACCUUCCUGGAUGAAGGGAGCAUGCUGCUGAGCGCCGGCUCCGAUCGCACGCUCCAGCUCUGGUCGGGUGGACUCGGACGUUCGGUCGCCACAUUAAAAAAUGAUGACUGCGACGUGGAGCCUCCUCUGAAGAAACAGAAGACGGUGACCUCUGAACCUGCCGCUCUGUGUGUGGCUGUUAAUGGAGACUACGCUGCUGUGGGGUACCACGGUGAAGGCCUCAAACUCUUCAGUCUUGAUCCAGCUAAGAAGAUCUGGUCCUCGGAAAACCUCGACGUGUCCGUCCUCUCUCUGCUCUGGGUCGUUGUGGAUGCAGAGCAGACCGAACCCAAGCUGCUGGUGUCUGGAGGAAGUGACAAACGUCUGAGGGUCUGGAAGAGGAAAGGAGGAGAGAAGGGAAUGCUGGGAGGCCUGGGAAUGUUGGGAACGUUUGGUGUGCAAACCGGCGCCAUCCUGGCAUUAGCACAGAACUCCACAUACCUGGCCACGGCGUCUGACGACUUCACCAUCGUCCUGUGGUUGCUGAGCGAUCUGGCCGUCGACCCCCACGUCGAGCCUCAUGCGUUUCUGAGGGGCCACGAAGGAGGAGUCACGUGUCUGGCUUUCAGCCCUGACGGUGGACAGCUGCUGUCCGGUGGAAAAGAUCAGGCCUUAAAGGUUUGGGAUGUGAGCGUGUCUCCUGCUGUCCUCUCUAAGUCGCUCCCUCACUCGCACAGAGACUGGAUCACCGGCUGUGUUUGGACUCCAGACUGUGUGAUUAGCUCUUCAAACGACGGGAGGCUUUGUGUAUGGGAUCUGCAGGCGGGCCAGCUUCUCAAAGAAAUCUCCUGGAGAAGUCCACUGACAUCAGUCUGCUGUCAGGGAGAGUAUGUAAUCGCCGGCUGUGCAGAUGGAGCGCUUCAUGUUUGGACCUGGGGAACAAACACAGAAAUCUGCCACAUUACUGCACACAAGCAGCGAGUCCACCACUGCUGUCUGCAACCAAACCCAGACAAGAACGAUGAAGUCAGCUCAGAAGAAAUGACGGUUUUCACUGCGUCUGACGACGGCACAGUGCAGCUCUGGAAACCACUACAGGUGGAGCACAUCAGCACCUUCCAGGGUCACAGCGGUGCGAUACAUGGCGUCGUUUGCAAAGAAGGACUUCCAGAAUUCCUCAGUGUUUCUGAAGACUGCUCACUGAGAUGCUGGACAAUGACAACAGAGGUUCCUCCCACACAGAAAGGCUCAAUCAUGGCUCUGUGCUUUUCUGCGAGAGACGAUCUGCUCGUCGCCGGUUAUGAAUCCGGUUUGCUGGAAUUAUGGCAGCACAACACUGUGGUCGGCCGCAGGCAGGCUUCAGACAGCUCCAUCACAGCGAUCUGCUCCAUGCCGGACAGCCAGUUUGCUGUCAGCUACUUAAAACCUGUUGUUGACGUGUGGAAGUCGGUGUGGAAUCAACAACACCGCACAGCGAGCCUGGUGAAGGUAAACUCGCACAGCGUGAAAGAUACAGUGGUCCACCUCCACUACUGCACAAUGCUGAUCGGCGUGAAGCCGGACGGGAUGAUAAUUGGCAUCCCAUUCGACAAGGAUAUGAACGCGUGGCUCCAAAGAGUCGAAAGUUGGGCCAACAACGUGCGACUUCUGGGGUUGAUCCCAAACGACGAGAAAAGCUUGUGGUUGGUGGGCGAAGGAGGCGGCGAAGUACAUAUUGGCUUCCUUUUCACCAUGGGCCCCAAAUACGGAUUUCAUAAUGGUUUCAGUACAAUGACCCUCGAGACCGACGAUGAGGAGGAGAAACAAGAGAGUGCGAUCUCCGCUAUAACCAUCGACAGGGAUUUUGUCGUGUGCGGAGACAUGAAGGGCGACAUGUGGUGCAUCCAGUCACCUGAGACUUCCACAUGGAGGAGCAGAAAACCUGCCCACAGCGACAGAAUCAGCGUGCUGAGACUCACUGACCGCACCAUCAUCUCGGCCUCCUACGACAGAACGGUGAAGCUGUGGGACAGAAACACCAAGAAGCAGGUGGGAAUGUUUGUGUGUGGAGGACCUGUGUUACAUUUGGAGGUGAACCCUGAAAAACCCUCUGAGCUGGUUUGUGAUGACGCGCAGGGAAAGCUCUACUUCCUCUCCUGGAAAGAAUAAUCUUCAAGAUAACAAAGAAAAACACUCGAUAACUACACAAGCCAAAGAUUACUUGUAAUGUCUAGCUUCCUCUUUGCUUCAGUGGUUGUGUAUGUGCAAUAAAUGUAUUUAAAAAGGCGACGUAAUCACACUAAAUAUGAAGGAAUAAGUAUCUAUGUUAUGACUGCAAAGCCAUGUUUACAUGUGCCUUUGAUUUAGACUUGCAAAUGUAACAAGCAAGUAUAAAAAAAGCUUAAAAAAUAUUAUUCUUUGGCAUUAAAAUUCUGUUCAUGUCGUCA
Molecule: messenger RNA, 8262 nt
Organism: Larimichthys crocea (large yellow croaker)
Lineage: Eukaryota; Metazoa; Chordata; Actinopteri; Sciaenidae
Gene: tep1
Product: telomerase-associated protein 1
Exons: 56
Coding region: 170-7984 (2604 amino acids)
Biological process (GO): telomere maintenance via recombination
Cellular component (GO): telomerase holoenzyme complex
Molecular function (GO): protein binding; telomerase activity; telomerase RNA binding
Source: RefSeq, a predicted model, not a curated record